UGUGUAGGUGUAUUGUAUUGUCAAGUUUAUUGCAAGUGCAGUGUUAUAUUUUCUGCAAAAUUAUUGAUAAACCGCAAUAACAAUGCGGUAAAACAUAACAUAAUGAUACGGGCAGUGCAGUUAUCGCAUUAAACCGGCUGCUGAGUGUGGGAAAGUUUCUCAGAUAAACUGCCAUUACAAAUUACAAUAAGCCAAAUGCUUUCAAACUCAACUGAAGUUAAAUUAUUGGCUACAACAAACUUCAUACAUUCUGCUAAUCAUGAUGCAACUGGCGGCAUGGUAUCAGAAGAAGAUCAGCUCGUACGACAAGGAAGAAUGGGAGACGAUGGUGGAGCAGCUGCUGAUGCGCGGCACGUACCGCCGCCGCAUCGUCGACUUCUCCUCACACUCGCGCUCAUACCUCAUUGACGUGGACCUGGUCAGAGGUUCAUCAUUCCCCAAAGCAAAGCCGACUCUGUCCAUGCGCCGGGUAGUAUGGUUCGCACUCGCCCGUCUUCUCUUCCUACCGGCGUUGUACGCGUGGUGGGCGCAACAGACCUCGCCGAGCUGCGCGCGCGUGCUGCUUGCGCUGUGGACCGUUCAACUCGCCAACAUCGUGCUGUACUUCACGGCACCCACGGACACUGUCGACCCUAACUGCUGGAUGGUGCCGGCGGGCCUCAUGGUGGUCCUGAGCGUCGUGCACUCGCAGAUCGUGAGCACCACCGAGAUGGAGCUCGCGCGCGUGCGCCCGCGCGCCACGUACCGCCGCAAGCUGCCGCGAUACUUCCGGAGAGCGCGUUCCGAAUGCGACGGUGGCAGCGCGGGCGGAUCAGGGGAAAGCGGCGCCACUUCCACCCAGAGCAAGCCGGCCAAGCCAGCCAAAUACCGGCGCCGCCAGUCCCGGGCUGACGUGUCCAACACGGUGCUGAGACAACGUAAAAACAAAGAACUGACGAAGGAAAACCUCAUCAAAACCAUGGAGCCUAUUAUUAAAAAAGCUAUGAAAGCCAAAGAUUCUGACGACGAAGAUUACAUGGCGUGGUCAAAACCUGACGUGUCCACCCCAAUAGUCACAUUCACCCCACCGCCAGACGAAGUGGCACAACCCUCGUUCUCUUAUAAGAAUGUAUUAACCAAGAAAAGGCUCGAAAGCUUCAAUGUGCAGGGCCACAUGAACCUAGCGAGAGCCAUGUUUGCCGAGGGUGAUGAUGGCUUCGAAAGCCUCAACGGAUACUACUCCAACGGUAGCGACGACCGACCAAAGGAAAAACUAGUCAACGAAAAAGAAAAACCAGUGAUCGAACCUAGUAUUAAACCAGUUCCUAAUCUACUUAGAAAUCUUGAAAGGCUGAAGAAGGAAGACGAUGAGAAAUCGGAGAAGAGUGUUGAGUCUGAUGGGUCUGUGCCGGCUCCGGAAGGCAAAAGGGUCGGGGUGAGGUUCAAGAAGUCGUGGGCCGCGGGCGUUAUACCGCGGGAGACUAGCGAUGAGGAGUAUCCUAUUAAGAAGAAAAAUAAGAAAUUAGAGAAUUACCAGUCAUCGUCGUCCGACGGCGAAUGCUCGGCGUCGGCGCCGUCCAUCGCGCUGCCGUCGCACCAUACCAUGUCCGACUGGGUUGGCCAAACUACUAACAGUGAGGAAAGCAGCUACGGAUCUCAAUCGGAGGGCGCCCAUUCGGACGUGGGGUUCCACUGUGCUGACAGUUCGUGGGACCCCUUCGCUUUACUUGACCCUACUAGUGACACAGUGAAAUGCACUAUGUGGGAGCGAGGCUCGACAUUACGCGCGGAGUUGUCCGCGGUGGACAUCAGCUGGUACGUGGUGGCGCGGGCCGAGCGCGCCAUGGCGGCCGACGGCUGCAUGUGGGCCGGCCUGCUCAUGGCCGCCAGCGUGGCGCUAGUGGCGCCCGCCGCCAGACUCAUCCAGGUUGCCAUAGAACAAGACACUAGAAGUGAGGAGGAACUGCAAUCGCUGUCGCUGCUGACUUACAUUCCGUCGUUGAUCUGCAACUAUAGUCAAGGAUCUGUAAUCUCAAUACUCAAUGGUGCUUUUGGUGACAAUAUAUGGGAAGUAACGACGAGUUUAAUAUCAUGCGCACUCCGCUUCGCGCUCAGCGGUCUCGUAUUUUUCCUACUGGCCGUAGCAGAGAGGGCUUUCAAGCAACGUUUUCUCUAUGCGAAACUUUUCUCGCAUUUGACUUCGGCGAGACGGGCACGGAAGAGCGAGUUGCCACAUUUUAGACUGAAUACCGUGAGGAAUAUCAAGACUUGGCUCUCCACUCGGUCAUACUUACGGCGCCGCGGGCCUCAGCGUUCAGUGGACGUCAUCGUAUCUGCCGCCUUCAUGCUCACUAUAAUAUUGCUCGCCUGCGUCAGCGCUCAUCUGCUCAGGGACUCCAUAACCCUCGAAUCGAGCUGGCUCCUCGAAGCUCUCGUGUGGAGCAGCUGCCUCGGCAUCUACCUCCUCCGCCUGCUGACCCUGGGCAGCAACGUGAACCGCAAGUACCGCGGCUGCCUGUCCGCCAUACUGACGGAGCAGAUCAACCUGCACCUCGCCAUCGAGCAGCGCCCGGAGAGCAAGGAGCAGCUCACGGUCGCCAACAACGUGCUCAAACUCGCCGCGGACUUGCUCAAGGAACUGGAUUCGCCUUUCAAGAUAUCCGGAAUAUGUGCCAAUCAUUACUUAUACACUAUAACAAAGGUAGUCAUACUGUCUGCCCUCUCUGGGGUGUUAUCGGAAAUGCUAGGCUUCAAGUUAAAACUACACAAAAUCAAGAUCAAAUAAUAUAAAUGAAAUAUUCUACUGUUGUGAAAUGCACGUUGUUUAAAGUAGGUCACAAGAAAAAGAUAUGAUAU
Cydia amplana is the source of this 2835-nucleotide messenger RNA. It is a transcript of the gene phtf, whose product is annotated as protein PHTF1. Bases 260 to 2764 code for a protein of 834 amino acids. Gene Ontology annotation, cellular component: endoplasmic reticulum. The transcript is spliced from 16 exons. NCBI's taxonomy places the organism in Eukaryota, Metazoa, Arthropoda, Insecta, Lepidoptera, Tortricidae. The record is from RefSeq and is a predicted model, not a curated record.